AUGGACGAACUAAGGCCAAAUCUCGGCUUGCUCGGCGUCGGUCUCGUUGAGAACGAGAGCUUUCACUUGAAUCACAAUCAGGAGAAACGAAAGUGCAGCAGUACCAGUUCGAACGAGCAAGAUUUUGGUCUUUAUGGCGUUCACCAAGGCUUGGAGGCCAGCCCGCCGACACCCGCCGCGACGCCUGGGAGAAGCAGCGUCGGAGCAACUUCUGCCGUUGGAGUGGAAGGAGCUUUUAAAAAGUUAAAGCCUGACCCUUGUGCUUCGAGUCCGCACAUUGGUCAUACUCCCACUACCGCGAGUUGCCCAACACCUGCUCGACGGCGUCACAGGACCACGUUUACACAGGAGCAGCUGGCAGAAUUGGAAUCGGCAUUUGCAAAAUCUCAUUACCCAGACAUAUACUGCAGGGAGGAAUUGGCGAGAUCCACCAAAUUGAACGAGGCUAGAAUUCAGGUUUGGUUUCAAAACAGAAGAGCGAAAUAUCGAAAACAAGAGAAGCAACUUCAGAAAGCUUUGACUCCAAUACCUGCCUGUCAAGGCGCCAUGAUGAGAAAUAUUUACCCUGGUGCCAGCAGGGGUUACCAGCCAUAUCCUCAUCCCCAUAAUAGCAUAAAUGGGAUAAAUCGCUAUCCACAAAUGGGUACCACGUCUUAUCCGAGUAUGACACAACCGUUUUCUAUGUCACAUUCAGCAUCCAAUAUGUCGGCAGUCACUGGUAUGAGACAAGACACAAUGGGUAUGUCAGCGGAAGAUGAAUGGUACAACAAAAGUAUCUCAGCUUUGAGAAUGAAUACGGCUCAUCACCCGAAUCUUGCUGCUCCGAUGCUACAAUACCAAACAUAA
Dufourea novaeangliae is the source of this 846-nucleotide messenger RNA. RefSeq names its product homeobox protein prophet of Pit-1-like. Gene Ontology annotation, biological process: regulation of transcription by RNA polymerase II. The record is from RefSeq and is a predicted model, not a curated record. Gene Ontology annotation, molecular function: RNA polymerase II transcription regulatory region sequence-specific DNA binding; DNA-binding transcription factor activity, RNA polymerase II-specific. The transcript is spliced from 6 exons. The coding region runs from base 1 to 846 and encodes 281 amino acids. NCBI's taxonomy places the organism in Eukaryota, Metazoa, Arthropoda, Insecta, Hymenoptera, Halictidae.